UGAACCAUGACCGCGCAGACCAAGAAGAGGAACCCAGUGGAGAAUGGGGAUGCUGGUAUCGGUAAGGCCCUGGUUGGCUUCGUCUCCAAUAACGAGGAUUUGGGCCCCAUUGUGCGGCAUGCUUUCGAGUCCGGAAGGCCUGAGGCUCUAUUCCACAACCUUAGGAGUAUCGCCAAGAGGAAGGAGGUUGAGAUCGAGGAGCUCUGUAGGCUUCACUAUGAGGAAUUCAUCCUCGCGGUCGAUGAGCUACGCGGGGUGUUGGUUGAUGCUGAUGAGCUCAAGGGCGCGCUGUCGGGUGAGAAUCUGCGCUUACAGGAGGUUGCUAGUGCCCUGCUUCUGAAGCUUGAUGAGCUUCUCGAGUUGUAUGCGGCGAAUAAGAAUGUUGGGGAAGCGCUUGCAACAUUAAAGAUCUGUCUGCAGGUCACCAGCCUGUGUCAGGCGUGCAACAGGGACAUUGCCCAAGGCAAGUUCCACACUGUGUUGAAGACUCUGGAGCUGAUUGAGAAGGACUACCUGCAAAAUAUCCCUCUGAAUCUUCUUAGAAAGGUUGUUCAGAAAAAGAUACCAAUGAUGAAGCUGUACAUUGAGAAGAAAGUUUCCGGUGAGUUUAAUGAGUGGCUCGUGUAUAUCAGAAAGUUUGCAAUGGAGAUUGGACAGUCCUCGAUACGCCAGGCCUCUUUGGAUCGUCAGAAAGAUGAGCGAAUGCGUGCCUGGCAGAGGGAAGCAGAAGAAUGUAGUCGUGUUGGGUUUGAUGAGCAUGCUUAUGCCUUGGAUCUGGAGUACAUAGAUGAAGAAUCAGCACUAGAAUAUGAUCUGACACCAGUAUACCGAGCAUACAAUAUUCAUGUGUCCCUUGGCCUUGGGGAAAAGUUUCGAGAAUAUUACUACAGUAACAGGCUCAUGCAGCUUAACUUGGACAUGCAAAUUUCUACAGCACAACCCUUCCUCGAGUCCCACCAGCACUUCCUUGCUCAGGUUGCUGGAUUUUUCAUUGUUGAAAACCGUGUUCUUCGAACUGCAGAGGGACUUCUAUCUGAGAGCCAGGUUGACACAAUGUGGGAAGCAUCUAUUUCUAAGGUCACCUCUUUUCUAGAGGAACAGUUCGCACACAUGGAUGCUGCUAAUCACCACCUCCUUGUGAAAGAUUAUGUCUCUCUUCUGGCUGCAACUAUGAAGAAGUAUGGAUAUCAAAUCACAUCUUUGCUUGAAGUUCUUGACAAAAACAGGGACAGAUAUCAUGAGCUGCUUGUCUCGGAUUGUCGGAAGCAGAUACAAGGCAUCUUUGUUAAGGACUCGUAUGAAAGGAUGGUUAUAGAGAAGGAAAAUGACUACAACAUGAAUGUCGCAGCAUGUCAACUUGAGCCCAUUCACACAGUGCCAGAUUUGCCAUAUGUUGCGCCAUUUUCCUCAUCAGUUCCUGGUGCUUGCCGUAUUAUCCGUUCCUUCAUUGAGGAUUUGGUAAGCUACUUGUCAUAUGGUGUAGUGGCCAACUCCUAUGAUGUGGUGAAAAGAUACCUAGACAAGCUUUUGAUUGAGGUACUAAAUGAUGGUCUUCUUACCUUGAUACAUAAUGGUAGUUUGGAAAUUGCGCAGCUGGUACAGAUUGCAGGAAAUAUUGCCUUUCUUGAGCGGUCAUGUGACAUGUUCCUCUUGCAUGCUACCCAACUUUGUGGACUUCCUAAACGGCUGCUUGGGAAACCCCAUUCUGGUUUGACCGCUAGAGCUGUGCUCAAAGCCUCCCAAAAUGCAGCGUUUAAUGGAUUAAUAACAUUGGCCAAUUCCAGAAUUGAUGAAUUUAUGCUGCUGUUGACCAGCAUCGAUUGGACAACAGAGGAAACCCCAGAACAUGCAAAUGAUUACAUGAAUGAAGUUCUCAUCUACCUUGACAUGGUGGUAUCGACUGCACAGCCGAUUCUGCCGAGAGAGGCCCUCUUCAAGGUCAUUUCUGGUUCACUCAGCCACAUCUCAGACUCCAUAAUAACAGUUCUUCUCAGCGACAGGGUGAAAAGGUUGAGUGUCAAUGCGGUUGUUGGUAUCGACAUUGACCUGAAAAUGUUGGAAGAGUUUGCUGAAGACAGAUUUCACACCACUGGGUUGUCGGUCCUUAAAAAGGAAACAAGUUUCAAAGAUUGCCUGGUUGAGAUUAGGCAGCUGACUAAUCUAUUGCUGAGCAACCACGCCGAGAGCUUCAUGAAUGCUGUAAUCAGGGAGAAGAGUUAUGCGUCCUUGGACCACAAGAAGGUGGCCAUCAUCUGUGACAAGUUUCGGGAUGCUCCUGACAGCAGCUUGUUUGGGAGCCUUUCAAGUAGAAACGUGGUGCAGAGUGCCCGAAAGAAGUCAUUGGAUGUGUUGAAGAGAAGACUGAAAGAUUUUAGCUGAGAUUAGCUAUGUUGAAGAGAAGGACGAAAGAUUUUAGCGGAUAUUAGGCAAGUUGGUACCGCUUGAGUAGAACUUAAAUUUGCUACUGUAAAACCUUGUCUGCUGUUAUGAUUUUCCUGUCUAUUAGAACAUAA
This is a messenger RNA of Hordeum vulgare subsp. vulgare (domesticated barley), 2513 nucleotides long. Its product is annotated as exocyst complex component SEC15A-like. The record is from RefSeq and is a predicted model, not a curated record. Bases 7 to 2379 code for a protein of 790 amino acids. Lineage: Eukaryota; Viridiplantae; Streptophyta; Magnoliopsida; Poales; Poaceae. The transcript has a single exon. Gene Ontology annotation, cellular component: exocyst; membrane. Gene Ontology annotation, biological process: intracellular protein transport; exocytosis; Golgi to plasma membrane transport.